Phycomyces blakesleeanus NRRL 1555(-) is the source of this 561-nucleotide messenger RNA. RefSeq lists its product as hypothetical. Lineage: Eukaryota; Fungi; Mucoromycota; Mucoromycetes; Mucorales; Phycomycetaceae. The transcript has 6 exons. Gene Ontology annotation, biological process: signal transduction. Gene Ontology annotation, cellular component: plasma membrane. The record is from RefSeq and is a predicted model, not a curated record. Bases 1 to 561 code for a protein of 186 amino acids. Gene Ontology annotation, molecular function: GTP binding; GTPase activity; GDP binding.
AUGCUGCCCAUAUAUAAGAUCGUAGUUCUCGGAGACGGAGGAGUUGGCAAGACGGCACUGACUAUCCAAUUACUUCUAAACCAUUUUGUGGAGACAUAUGACCCAACUAUAGAAGACUCUUACCGCAAACAAGUUACAAUUGACGAUCAGUUAAGCCUUCUUGAAGUUCUGGACACGGCCGGACAAGACGAAUACACUGCUCUUAGGCACCAUUGGAUUCGAGACGGAGAGGGAUUUCUAUUGGUGUAUGCAAUCACAGACAAAUCUACGUUUCAACGCAUCGUACGAUUUAAAGAAGAAAUAUUCCGAGUGAAAGAAAAGGAAAAUAUGCCAUUGAUACUUGUGGGAAAUAAGUGUGAUAGGGAGACGGAGCGACAAGUGUCAUGGGAAGAAGGGGCACAAAUGGCAAGGGAUAUGCAUUGCGGAUUUAUGGAGACAUCGGCAAAGCUGUGUAUAAAUGUAGAAAACUCGUUUUGUUCAGUCGCAAGAAUGAUUAGAGAAGACAGGAAAAAAACAAUCAAGAAAGUAAAAGUAAAGCGUAAAAGGUGUCUUAUACUAUGA